AUGCCGAGCACUGAUCGAUUCAGCGCCACCAUAGCAGACCUCGUCUCACCAGUCGAAGCUAAAAUCCAGCACAACUACGACAAACGAUGGCUUCGAGGCUACGCUACAGAAAAUACAGGUGCUGAUAACAACUCGGCCGAGGCCACCACGGAGGAGAGAGCAAAUGCCGUCACGACGCUCGGAAAGGGGAAUCCUGAGUGGGAAGCUGCUGUGAUGCGACUGGCCUAUCAGCAUUGGUUCGACGGAGGCAAAACUCUCGACGACGUGCGACUGAUCAUGAGCCUUCCGGCAAAAGGCGAAGCAGUCGGGCACACGAACUGGGGGAAAUACCUCAAGUAUGUGGAGUACGUCAAGGAGAAAGAGCGAGAGGCAGCAAACGCCGCGAUAGUUGCGGCUAUCAAGCAGAGAUUGAUCUACAAGGGGUGGUAUCUCGAAGGGAAGACGUUUAAGCAAGUGCGCGAGAUUUUAGAGCUCCCAGCAACGGGGCCUGCCACAAACCACCCGAAUUGGAAAAAGUUUGAGGGCUACUUGGCAUUCUUCAAGGAAUACUCACAGCAAUUUUAA
Molecule: messenger RNA, 564 nt
Organism: Phytophthora nicotianae INRA-310
Lineage: Eukaryota; Oomycota; Peronosporomycetes; Peronosporales; Peronosporaceae
Exons: 1
Coding region: 1-564 (187 amino acids)
Source: RefSeq, a predicted model, not a curated record